Messenger RNA from Chironomus riparius, 129 nucleotides. The record is from the annotation of a GenBank genome assembly. Lineage: Eukaryota; Metazoa; Arthropoda; Insecta; Diptera; Chironomidae.
AUGAAAAUUUGCAUACGUUUAACUAGGUUAAAACUUCGGGAAAGCUCAAACAUUUGCUUUAAAUUUGUUAAUCUGCUCCUUGUUGGUAAGAAUACAAAAACAUUAAGCAUUAACUCUCUUUUAAGUUAA